Molecule: messenger RNA, 209 nt
Organism: Paramecium sonneborni
Lineage: Eukaryota; Ciliophora; Oligohymenophorea; Peniculida; Parameciidae
Source: the annotation of a GenBank genome assembly
GAUGAAAGCACUGAACAUUGUGAUAUAAUCAAUAAUAAGAACCACAAUCUAAAAAAAAAUUAAAUUGAAUGAUGGUGUCAGCGCUUACAACAAGUUGGGCAACUCGUAAGUAUUUCUAUUUAUUUUUAUAAUCUUCUCAAUAGCUCUGAAUAAUCAUUCAAUGAUAAAUUCGUAAAGCAGUGUUUUUUUGAAGCAUAUAUUAUGAGCAG